GGGUUUGAUAAUCUUGAAUUUUCAACACAAUUCUCAAACUUCUUUCUGGCACCAAAUUUAUCCAUAAAAUGUCCAAGAUAUCCGAGUCCAUUCAUGAACUCUAAAGGGAAAGGUGCAUUCAACAGUAGAAAGAGAUCUACUUUAAAAUCUUCCAAUAAGCAGCUUAAAAAGAAUUGAAACGAAGAAGAUACUUACCUAAUCCAAAGAGACCCAAAAUAGCAAAAGCAUCAGCUCUCAUUUUAACAGUUUCUUGGACCAGAGCUUGUUCAAGAUCAAGAGCACUACUCUGACCACUGCCAACAAGGAUGUUAAGAAGAACAGCUUCUUCCGCUGUCAUAGGAGAAAUAAGAAGUCUAAAAACACUGACCUCAAGGAUCAGCUUAUCACUACUUCAUCAAGGUCCAACUCCGUGAACAGUAAAGCUAGUAAGAGCUUUACAAAGAUCUCUGAAGACCAGUCUGAUCUUCAGAUAAAGAAGCAACUUAACAAGUUAAAAUAAUAGGAAUAUUAAGCUGAACUCUCAAUCUAUCCAGGCUAAUGACAAAAAGAGUAAUAAAUUUGAGGUGCUUUCCAUUACCGACUACAACAACCUCAUGAUAAGCACCCCUUCUAGAGUGAUUAGGCAUAAUAAGACGAUGGAUUUGAAAUAAGAAGAGUUUUAAAGAUUUAUGAAUCACUUCAAGAAGAUUCCAGUGAUUUAGAAAAGUCUCCAAUCAGGAUUAUAUAUGUAUGAUUAUGCCAAUGACCCUUAGCACUGCCAAAGAGAGAGAGUUUUAGGGUUGAGAAGUCUUUAAUGACUGAAGAAAGGGGUGGACUAAGAACUUCAGCUAAUAAAAAGACACCUAGUUUGUACCAAAAGUCUCAAAAUCAUUUUGGGCUGAAUCUCUCUAAAGUGCCCUUAUUACCUUUCAAAUCUUCGAUGAAAUCAAAAGCAGGGAGAUAUCUGAAUGUAAAACCUUGCAAGAAUAAGCAUGUUAUUAAAAUAGAAAAGAUUCAGAACACUUCAGAACUUAAUGCUGAUAUAGGAAUUGAGAAUGAGUCACAAGAUAUUUAAAGUACAAAUUAGCAAUUCUUUUCUCUGGUAAAUAAAUUUACUAAUCAGAAAGAGCAGGUUGAUCAUAAGUUGUAGUUUCAAUAUUUUA
This is a messenger RNA of Moneuplotes crassus, 1142 nucleotides long. The record is from the annotation of a GenBank genome assembly. NCBI's taxonomy places the organism in Eukaryota, Ciliophora, Spirotrichea, Euplotida, Euplotidae.